CCAGAAGAACAAAUAUUACAGGAAAUACUGUAAAACAAAAACCUGAAUCUGUUCAACGUCAUUUGGGAAAUAUUUAACGAACUCAAAUAUGUCAACUGUAUGUGUUGUGUUUCAGUCGGGCUCUCUGUUCCUCAUCGGUGUGCCCAGCAGCUAUUAUCUGUCCUCUCUGGAUCCGGGUCUCCCUCGUUUACCCUCAUAUGAAAGCGUACGCAAAAAAGACCGACAGCGGCAGAUCCACAUGAUGAUCGCCGACCGAUUCGGACUCAACGGGCCCGCUGUGACGGAGCCUCCUCCCACAUACGAGGAAAGCAUUCGUCAGUCGGUCCAAUCCAUUGACGUCCCGUUUGACAUCCUGUCCUCGGAGGAUCCACAGGCUACAGUUUCAGAGCCUGACACGGAUCUGCCUGCGUAUGAAGCUCUACCUCACAGCACAGACUCGCAACAGCCCAGCGACACUAGUAAUUAAUGCACACUCCAGCAUGCGUCUGAUCCUCAGCGGAAAUGAGCAGCUGUUGAGCUUUUCCCAGGCCUGACAGCUGAUCUACAAACAGACGAGUGCGUCAAUCUGCUGCCUUUGCAAAAAAACACCACCAAAAUGAGAUAUGACUUGACCUAUGCAAAUACUUGAGGAGGAGGAGGAGAACACUGCAACACUACUGGGAAACAAAGGGAAGAGAAUGUGCAGCGGUUGAAAUGAAUGUGAAACUGCUGCUGCGCUAACUUUGUGACUUUUCCAAGCCAGAGGUGUUAAAGUGCCCUCUUUAUGACUGUUUAAAGUAUGAUUUGAACUUUAUUUAGGUGAAGAGUUGUCUUUAAUUGCACGCUGCAGCGUCAGCUCUUCUUCCAUAGUGUCUGAAAUGUUUGGUACAAGGAUCCAGUCUCACUCAACUGGGCUUUUAGAGUCUACUCUGCCCUGAUUGGUCAGAUGGAGGCACUACUCUGCUCUGAUUGGUCAGAUGGCUCUUCUCUCUUCUCACUGGUCAGAUGGCCCUACUCUUGUUUGAUUGGUUAGAUGACACCUCUCAGCCCUGAUUUGUCAGAUGGAGGCAUUACUCUGCUCUGAUUUGACCGGGCAGAUGGAGGAAUAACUCUGCUCUGGUUGGCCAGAUUACCCUAAUCUGCUCUGAUUGGUCAUAUGAAGGCUCUCCUCUGCUCUGAUUGGUUAGAUUGAGGCAUUACUCUGCUCUGAUUUGUCAGCUGGAGGAAUAACUCUGCUCUGGUUGGCCAGAUUACCCUUAUCUGCUCUGAUUGGUCAUAUGAAGGCUCUCCUCUGCUCUGAUUGGACAGGUGAAGGCCCUACUCUGCUCUUACUGGACAGGUGGAGGCUCAACUCUGCUCUGAUUGUCUAGAUGAUCCUAAUCUGCUCUGAUUGGUCAUUAAAAGACUCUCCUCUGCUCUGAUUGGACAGGUGAAGGCCCUAUUCUGCUCUGAUUGGACAAAUAGAGGUCCUACUCUGCUUGGAUUGGCCAGGUUACCCUAUUCUGCUCUGAUUGGACAGGUGAAGGCCCUAGUCUGCUCUGAUAGGACAGAUCAAGGCCCUACUCUGCUCCGAUUGGCCAGAUGACCCUAUUCUGCUCGGAUUGGACAGAUAGAGGCCCUAAUCUGCUCUGAUUGGUCAUAUGAAAGCCCUCCUCUGCUCUGAUUGGACUGGUGAAGGCAAUUGUCUGCACUGAUUGGCCAGAUUACCCUAAUUUGCUCUAUUUGGUCAUAUGAAAACUGUCCACUGCUCUGAUUGGCCAGAGAACCCUAAUUUGCUCUGAUUGGUCAUAUGAAGCCUCUCCUCUGCUCUGAUUGGACAGGUGAAGGCCCUAGUCUUCUGUGAUUGAACAGAUAGAGGCCCUAAUCUGCUCUUAUUGGCCAGAUGGAGGCCCUACUCUGCUCUGAUUGGCCAGAUUACUCUAAUCUGUUCUAAUUAGUCAUACGAAGGCCCUACUCUGCUCUAAUUGGACAGGUGAUGGCCCUAGUCUGCUCUGAUUGAACAGAUUGAGGCCCUACUCUGCUCCGAUUGGUCAGAUGACACAAAUCUGCUGUGAUUAAACAUGUGUAGGACCUCCUCUGCUCUGAUUGGACAUUUACAGGCCCAACUCUGCUCUGAUUGGCCGGAUAACCCUAAUCUGUUCUAAUUGGUCAUAUAAAGGCCCUCCUUUGCUCUAAUUGGACAGGUGAUGGCCCUAGUCUGCUGUGAUUGGACAGAUUGAGGUCCUACUCUGCUUCGAUUGGCCAGAUGACCCAAAUCUGCUCUGAUUAGUCAUGCGUAGGACCUCCUCUGCUCUGAUUGGACAGAGGGACGCCCUACUCUGCUCUGAUUGGCCCGAUGAUCAAAAUCUGCUCUGAUUAGUCAUAUGAAGACCCUCCUCUGCUCUGAUUGGCCAUUUAAAGGCCCUACUCUGCUCUGAUUGGUCACAUGAAGGCUCUCAUCUGCUCUAAUUGGACAGGUGCAGGCACUAGUCUGCUCUGACAGGACAGAUGGAGGCUCAAACGCUGCUCUGAUUGGACAGAUUACCCUAAUCUGCUCUGAUUGAUCAUAGAAAGGCUCUCCUCUGCUCUGAUUGAACAGGUAAAGGCCCUAGUUUGCUCUGAUUGGACAGAUAGAGGCCUUAAUCUGCUCUGAUUGGCCAGAUUACCCCAAUCUACUCUUAUUGGUCAUAUGAAGGCCCUCCUUUGCUCUGAUUGAACAGGUAAAGGUGCUACUCUGCUUUGACUGGACAUAUGGAGGCUAAAGUCUGCUCUGAUUGGCCAGAUUACCCUAAUCUGCUCUGAUUGGUCAUAUCAGGGCCCUCCUCUGUUCUAAUUGAAUAGGCGAAGGCCCUAGUCUGCUCUGAUUGGUCAAAAUUGGGGCUAAAAUCAUGCAACUCGGCGUUACAUUCAGCAUUUUAGAUUCUGGGCCAGAUUCAGCUUGUUUUAAUUUCAUGUUUGGUUUUUCAGAGAGAUGGCGGGUUCAUCUCAUACCAAAGUGGCGUAUGAUGUACUGUACUGAACUAUAUGCACAAUAAUGGAUAUUUGAAGCCAUGUUUUGGACAUUACAGGGAAUAUUUCGUUUAUUUGCAGUACUGUUUUGUUGGAUGUAAUCAUGAUGUGCGCUUGUAUGAACGUGAUGUUCUUUCUUUCGGCAGAACAAAUGUUACUGUCUCUUUAGCUAGAGAUCAUAGAAAUUAAUUUUAGCAAAGCCGCUGUCAUAUCUGUCUGUGUAAAUAUGUUCUCUGUCAAAAUGAUGUCUGUUCAAUCCCUAUUUUUUAUAUUUCCGUUUAUCAAAAUGCAUAUUUUUAAAUUUUUCACUGUGAAUAAAGAUGUUUAAACAAA
Molecule: messenger RNA, 3300 nt
Organism: Danio rerio (zebrafish)
Lineage: Eukaryota; Metazoa; Chordata; Actinopteri; Cypriniformes; Danionidae
Source: RefSeq, a predicted model, not a curated record